Penicillium roqueforti is the source of this 1965-nucleotide messenger RNA. RefSeq lists its product as uncharacterized. The coding region runs from base 1 to 1965 and encodes 654 amino acids. The transcript is spliced from 3 exons. The record is from RefSeq and is a predicted model, not a curated record. Lineage: Eukaryota; Fungi; Ascomycota; Eurotiomycetes; Eurotiales; Aspergillaceae.
AUGGCCGACGACGCGGAGCGCAUCAAAGCCGAGAAGCUGGCCGCAGCCAAGAAAAGGGUUGCCCAGCUCCAAAAGAAAAAGAAGGCCAAGAAGACUACCACCGGAGCCGACACACCCAAGGACGCAGAGGUCUCCGCAGAGACAGAACCUGCUGAAGAUGCCCCGAGCCCAGAAACACCGCAGGCAGACACCCCCGCGGAGGAGAAAGAUGAGCCGGUCGCGCAACCCGAGGCCACGGCCUCCGAACAAGCAGAGGAAUUAGAAGAACCAAAGUCGCAACUUGCCGUUGAUACAAACAUCGAGUCUCCUACUGAACCGAUGCCUCCAGCGCCCACAUCUCCUGGUCCAGACGCCGAGCCGCUGCCAGUCCGGCUCGAUACACCGCGCGGCAACCACGGCCGACAUGCCUCACUGUCAAUCCAGUCUAAGAUGCGCUCGUCUUCAUUCCGCAAGACCUCCGUCUCACAUGGAAGCGUCUCCCCCUCUCCAUCUUCUGCUACGCUCAAGUCCCCUUCACAAUCAUUACCGCCUCUAACCGGGGACGGGGAGUCGGUUCACGAAGUGUUCCGCAAACAGUCUACUAAGAUUGAGGAGCUUGAGAAGGAAAAUAAACGCCUGGAGAAGGAUCUCUCGGAAGCAACUCUGCGCUGGCGCAAGACUGAGGAGCAAGUGGAGGAUCUGCGGGAUGCGAGUGUUGAUUCCGUCGGGUUGAGGGAACAAUUGAAAAACGCAGAGGAGAAGGUUGCAAGCAUUGAGUCGUUGAAGGAGGAGAUUGCUUCUCUUCAGCGACAGAACUCACAACUCCAGACCCGGUCACAUCGAAACACAACUACAACCGAGUCACCGCCAGCCGACCUUGUUCUUCAGCUCGAGUCCAAGUCAGCCACUAUUGAAUCUAUGGAGUUGGAGAUAUCAAAUCUCCGCGCCCAGGUCGCCUCCCAAACGUCCUCUAACGAUGCACAUGAGUCUCAGGUCGCAGCGCUAGAGGAGAAAGUUUCAAAGACACAAUCAGCACUAGAUCAAUCCCAGCGUGAACUGGCAGACACCAAGCAGGCAUUGACGCGGGCCUCCGAGAAAGCAGUCAAGGAAGGCGUUGACAAGACAUCCACCGAAACUCUGGUCAAGAACCUCCAGCGUGAGAUUGAGGAGUAUAAGAACGAAAAGAGCGAAUCUGAAAAGAAAAUCGAGACGCUCGACAAGAAACUCCAGGCAAUAGGCAACCUUCACAAAGAAACCGAAGCCCGGCACCAAACACGGCUACGCGAGAGCGAGAAAUCCGACAAAGAAAUCGCUGUCAUGCGGAAAAAGAUCGCUAGCAUCGAAAACGAGAACCUGCGUCUACGCGAAGAGAGUGAUCGGAUUCGAACUCGCCAGACCAGUGGAGGCGCAGACGAUGAAGCCCUGGACGAGCUCGAGGACGAAGAACGCCAGCGUCUUGAGCGGCGAAUCCGCGAGCUGGAAGGCGAGGUCUUCGAUCUGCGCCGCGGCGUCUGGCAAGAGAAGCGCCAGGAGAUGGAGUACUACCCGGAUGAUGGACCUAGCGCUGUCUCCGGUGACGCAGCGAAUGCAUUCGACGACGUCGAUCUCGUCGGUGGACGACCCGACCAUGCGCGUCGCCGCAGCAUGGCCCAGCAGCAGCAGCACUCGUCCUUCUCCACAGUACUUUCUAGCGGCUUUGCUGCCUUUACGGGAGUUGGUGGAAACCGCGCUCAAACUUCAUCCCCUCAUCCCCCUGGUACCCGUGGUAGUCUCGAGCUUGUUUCCGAAGAAAACCUCGAUGACGAGUUCGAUGAAGAUGCAUUCGCGCGUGCGCUGGCCGAGGAGGAAGCCCGGAAGCGUGUUGAAUGGAUGCGCGAUAUCAAGAGCAAGCUGCGUGACUGGAACGGCUGGCGUCUGGAUCUGGUCGAUAGCCGUGCCGGUGCAGAGGGUGCUGGCGUAGGCAUGGGGGAGAUAUUUGAGGUUUAG